GUUUCUCCAUUAUAUAAACUCAUCCCCAUGACCUCCACCUUCCUCACACUUUUCCUAUCCAUCACAGAGCGCGCGCGCGAGAGAUCAAGAGAGAGAGAAUGUCUGUUUCAACCACUACCCACUUCUCAGCCUCCAUUGUUUUCGUGCUCUUCGUCUUCGUCCUCCUGCCUUUCUCCUCCUCGCAGAACCUCACUCAGUCGGUGACCCCAGAGAAGGCCUGCAACCUCACCACCAACCCCUCCUUCUGCAAGUCCCUCAUCCCAAGCCGAGCUCGCUCCAACCUCUACGGCUACGGUCGCUAUCUGGUCAACAAGUCCCUGCGCCAGUCCGCCACCUUCUCCUCUCUCAUCGACGGAACCAUCCGAGGCAACGCCUCGCUCCCCUCUCAGGCCGCCGGCGCCCUGGUCGACUGCCUCCUUCUUUCCCAGCUUACCACCGACUUUCUGGUCUCGUCCCUCGCUACCCUCGAGUCCAAUGAUACCACGAAGCUCCCCGACGCUCAGGGCGACAAGGUUCAGACCCUCCUGAGCGCCAUCGUCACCAAUCAGCAGACCUGCUUGGACGGGCUUACCCAAGCCAACUUCUUGAAGCGGAAGAACGCUCUUUACGCACCAUUGGUUAAUGGCACCAAGCUCUACAGUGUCUCCCUCGCUAUGUUCACCCACUCCUGGGUGCCCAAGAAGAAGAAGACCAAGACGGCCGGGGACGCCGCCUCCAAAACCAGACCUGGCCGGGAACUUCUCGACCGACUGGACUAUGAGGACGGCCUUCCUUAUUGGGUGAACCGUGAUAUUUUCAGGAUGAAUAGGAGGAUGGCGCUGGAGGAGGACAGCGUGCUGGUGAGCGACGUAGUCUAUGUCGCCCAAGACGGGACCGGCAACUUCACGGCCAUCGGCGACGCCGUCGCGGCUGCGCCGAACAUUUCCGAUCCAAAUGGUGGAUAUUUUGUCAUAUACGUGGCGGCGGGCGUGUACCGGGAGUAUGUAUCCAUAGACAAAAGGAAGAAGAACAUAAUGAUGGUGGGUGACGGGAUCAACCAGACGAUAAUCACGGGCAACCGGAGCGUUGGCGAUGGCUGGACCACCUUCAACUCUGCAACUCUGGCUGUGGUUGGCCAAGGUUUCGUUGGAAUUGGCUUCACCGUCCAGAACACCGCCGGACCGGCGAAAGGCCAAGCGGUUGCAGUCAGAAAUGGAGCGGACACCUCCACCUUCUACCAGUGCAGUUUCGAGGGCUACCAGGACACGCUCUACACCCACUCCAUGCGCCAGUUCUACAGGGAAUGCGACGUUUACGGCACGGUCGACUUCAUCUUUGGCAACGCUGCCGUGGUCUUUCAAGACAGCAACCUCUACGCCAGGCUGCCGCUGCCCGGCCAGGCCAACAUGUUCACCGCCCAGGGCAGGACGGACCCGAACCAGAACACAGGCACCUCCAUCAUAAACUGCUCAGUUCUGGCCGCGCCGGACCUGGCGGCCGAUGGCAAGACCCAGUCGUAUCUCGGCAGGCCCUGGAAGGAGUACUCGAGAACAGUCUACAUGCAUUCCUUCAUCGACGGUUUGAUCGACCCCACCGGUUGGUCGCCUUGGUCCGGCGACUUUGCACUGAGCACGUUGUACUAUGGAGAGUAUGGCAACAGAGGGCCUGGUUCGGACACCAGCAAGAGGGUGCAGUGGCUUGGCUACCAUGCCAUGGCCCUGAACGAAACCAGCAACUUCACCGUGGUUAACUUCGUGCAAGGGGAUGUCUGGUUGCCCGCCACUUCUGUAACCUUCUCUGCUGGUCUCGAUUGAGCAGAACAGAUUUCUUUUAGUUUUCUUGUUUUCCAGAAAGUGGUUGGGUUUGGAUGAAAAGUUCAUUCUUCUAGGUUACCGAAAAAACUGUAAACAAUGGAUUUUGUUCCAUUCCAAAUAGAACAAGACAGACAGAGGAUUACUGGCACA
Nymphaea colorata (pocket water lily) is the source of this 1943-nucleotide messenger RNA. Its product is annotated as pectinesterase-like. NCBI's taxonomy places the organism in Eukaryota, Viridiplantae, Streptophyta, Magnoliopsida, Nymphaeales, Nymphaeaceae. The transcript is spliced from 3 exons. The record is from RefSeq and is a predicted model, not a curated record. Gene Ontology annotation, biological process: cell wall modification. Bases 99 to 1793 code for a protein of 564 amino acids. Gene Ontology annotation, molecular function: pectinesterase activity; pectinesterase inhibitor activity.